Messenger RNA from Blepharisma stoltei, 1368 nucleotides. The record is from the annotation of a GenBank genome assembly. NCBI's taxonomy places the organism in Eukaryota, Ciliophora, Heterotrichea, Heterotrichida, Blepharismidae.
AUGAUAUAUCCACCAGUAAGCGAAAUUGAGCCUCUUCUUUAUUUAGGCUCGUUGCAAGGAGCUAAAGAUAAAGAGUUAUUAGAAAGCAUAGGAAUCCAAUGCAUUGUACAAGUAUUAGACGAAAUCCAUUUGGAUUCUUUAUAUGAAACCAUGGAUUAUUUAUUCAUUCCCCUCGCCGAUUGGACGAGCUCUAAUAUAGUAAUGCAUUUUAUAUUUUAUUAAAUUAAAUUUGAUAAGCGCUGGCAAAGCCAGCGCCAAUUUUAAAUAUAAAUUAGUUUUUUAAAAAAGAAUGGCUAUGAAUUAAUUUAUUUUUGUGCAUCAUACCAAAUGCAUUGAAGUUUAUUCAUCAAAAUAUAAGCCAAGAUAAAAAGGUGUUCAUACAUUGCGCUGCUGGGGUCUCCAGAAGCGUGUCCAUUGUAUGCGCCUAUUUGAUGGCGAAAUAUCAUAUUUCAUAUGACCGAGCACUAAAGGAGGUUAGAAAUAGAAGAUGAUGCGCAUUGCCAAAUCCUGGUUUUGCCAGGCAGCUAAGAAAUAUAGCUUUAUAUUUAUUUUACAUCAAGCUUUUGCAAGAAAAAUCUAGACUAUUUUUUAAGCCCAUACCCAUAUAAAGAUUUCUUUAUUGAACCAAAUGUAAUGGGCGGUUUUAAGAUUAAGACAGACUCUAUCAAAGUAACGAGUUGGAUCUUAUACCGAAAGCGUUUUAAAAAUUAGAAUACCAAAAAAUGGUUGGCAAGUGUGAAAAAAGUUGGCAAGCAAACGUACCAAUUUUUAGAAUAGCUUUAUUAUUAAAUUUAAAUUUAAGAUAAUCUUUUAGACUGGAGAUAAUAAAUAUUAAAAAUUAUUAUGAGCCCUUAAGAGCUUCACAGCGUGCAAUACAAACUUUGGAUUUUAUAAAGCAAUUGAUCAUAAUCAAAUUGGAAUUGUUUAUUUAAAAAAUCAGCACGAUUGAUAAGUUUUUAAUUUUUAAAUCCAUUUAAAUUGCUAAAGAGUAUCAUAUAUUUAAAAAUCUUUUGAAGUUAAAUUCUUCAGAAAGAGAGUAAAAUAAGUAAGAUAUUAAUAAAUCCCACUCUAAACGGUAUCUUUAAUUAAAAAUUAAUUUAAUAAUAAAGCCAUUUUAAAAUUGGAGCGUUUGCUUGCCACUUUUUUCACACUUGCUAACCAUUUUUUGACAUGCCACUUUUUAACACUUCCUUGCAUAGAGAUCCAGCUCGCCCUGCCUUGGUCGUUCAACCAUCCAUUACAUUUUGCUCGAUAAAUAAAUCUUUAUAGGAUGUGAGCGAUGUACUAAAUAGGCAAAAGGCUGAAGGAAAAUAACUUUGGAUUUAUAUUAGUUUGGAUGCUCUUAUUUCUUAUAUUGAUAAUCCAUAA